This is a messenger RNA of Amoebophrya sp. A25, 642 nucleotides long. The record is from the annotation of a GenBank genome assembly. NCBI's taxonomy places the organism in Eukaryota, Dinophyceae, Syndiniales, Amoebophryaceae.
CUUCUCUCAGAGUGGUGGCGGAGCACGCAUUUCUGACGCGUCUGCUGAGUCUCUGGCGCAGGUAUGUGUUGCUCAUGCGCGCAUGCGAAUAUCGGAUAAGUUUUUUGAGGACGUUUUACUUUCGGAAGUCUUUUGUCGACUAAGAAAAGGGGGCACAGCGCAAGGAGAAGGCAAGUAUCUUCGUGAAAAUCCGUCUUUGCGAAUAAGCAAGAAUAUCGCUGACAAUACUGAUGCGUCCUCAACUAUGAAGGGAACGACGCAUUUUUCAUCAAGUCUUGUGAAGCAACUCUCAAGGAGUCCAGCAUUAGCGCGCCCAUUGGAUAGUUCGGAUGCCAGAAAGGAUGUACGCGGGUCUCUGAGAAGCAAGGGUGGGAACUCUCUCGAGGAUGGACUGCAGAUUGAGAAUGGAAGACGCGGCUUUUCAGAACUCGAGCUUGGCGGUAUCGCUUGGAGUCUGGCCAAACUGGGGCUUGACCACUCUGCCCGAGAGUUCGUGGAGUGUGUCAUACGGCGACAACCUUAUUUUCAAGCACGGGAUGAAACAAAGUUGCACCACCAUAGCAAUAACAAACAAUCCAGGACAGCGGGAAUAGACGCUCGUUUUUAUGCAAAUUUGGUAUGGAGUUAUGCCACUAGUGGAGG